AUACAGGUUUGUCCAUCUGGGUGGCAGAGUUUUGUGCACCUUCAAUACUUGAGUCUCAAACCAUUUGCUCAGUUUUCAUUAAUAUAAGAAGUAGCGGCCAUCCUUCUGAUAAUGGCCGCUACUUCUGAUAGCGGCCAUCCUACUGGACUGGGAAUUAGAUAGUUUUGAUUAGUGGAGUGUGUGGUGAUUAUUCAAAAGCUUUCCAUUUUGGUAAUUAUAAGCUACAAUUUCAACGUCUACUUAUAUUUUGGCAGGACGACAACAAAAGGAGCCAGUAUAAACCAUGUUUGCUAGACUCCAAGAAAAUUGAACUGCGGUAUCAUGUAUACUUCUAAAAAGUUCUAAUUCAGUAAUAAACGAACAAAACCAUUGAAGGACUCGGUGGAAUGGGCAGGCUCUGUAUUCCACAAAUAACAAAACCCAUUGAAGAACGAACCCAAUUCCCCCACCACCAAAAAAGGAAAAUUAAUAAAAACGAAAAAAAGGGAUGAACUCAAACGACGUCGGUUCUACGGAUUGGAGCAGGCCUCAGCUGCUCUCUCUCUCUCCCCUCCAAUUCCUGAGAUUUGCUCUCACUUUCUCAUCCAAAUUUGGCCUUUACUCCGAACCCUAACAUUGACGAACACAGUUUUCAAUUUCCCAUAACCGAAAAAAUGGAAUUGAUAACAUCAGGGAAUCUGAGAGCCUCUGCGGUUUCAAUUCCUCCAAUAGUCACCGUGAGUAGCUGCUUCUACAGGCCACCACACCACAGGUUCUCCUUCACAUAUUGGACAUACCCAUUUCCUAAUAUCCCCAACAGGUCCCAUAUAGUCCUCGCCCGGAAGAGAAACCCAGAAGCCGAGCCAGUUCUCAAACCAACCAUUGUUGAAGAAGUGUCAUCGGACGAUGAAGAGGACGAGGCUGUCUUUGAUGACUUUGAAGAUGAGGCAGUAGUGGAUGAUGGUGAUGAUUAUUUUGAAGACGAUUGUGUGGCAAAUAAUGCUGAAGUCUAUGUCGGAGAUGGAGGUGGAGGAGGUGGUAUUUCCCUUGCUGGGACUUGGUGGGAUAAAGAAGCAUUAAGAAUAGCUGAAGGGGUUUCGCUAUCCUUCGAUGGUGACUUGAAAAUAUAUGCCUUUAAAACAAUGUUAAACUGCACCAUUCAAGUGCGCAUCGAGAAGCUCUCAAAUAAGUCUGGUUCCCCCAGUAUGGAAGAUAUUGAAGCUUUCUCUGCAACCUAUAGAGCACGUUUGGCUGAAGCAGAACUCAGUAAAUCUAUACCUGAGAGUGUCUCUUUGGAGGUGUCAUCUCCUGGUGUUGAAAGGGUAGUUCGGAUUCCAGAUGAGCUGGAUCGGUUCAAGGAUCGGCCUUUGUAUGUGAAAUAUGUCAAUGAGGUUGCAGCAACCGGUCCAUUGUCCGAAAAUGAUGGUGUCUUCAGGCUUGUUUCUUUUGACAUGGAAAGUAAAUGUUGCACUUGGGGUUUAGCGGACGUGAAGAUAAAUAGAGAAAAAGCGGGGAAAGGAAGACCACUUAACAAAAAGCAAAGGGAGUGGCGUUUGAACACACCAUUUGAUUCUUUAUGUUUAGUCCGGUUGUAUUCAGAUAUUUAAUUGUUUUGUUUUUCACUACUUUCUCUCUUCAAAUCAUUUGCCUCUCCAGAAUACUCUACAAGUAUACAUAGAUAUAACAUUGUAGAUAAAUAAAUGUAUAUUGUUAAAAAAGUCAUCUUUCUCAAUUUGUCAUCACUGAAAACAGUUCUAUCUCCAAAAUAAUGAGUUGCAAAUUGUUAUAUUACUGCAUAUAUACUAAUUAACUCGUUGUAUUGCUGCAACCAUAUUAAUAAAUUCUGUUUGUUUCUUAUGAA
Corylus avellana is the source of this 1840-nucleotide messenger RNA. RefSeq lists its product as uncharacterized. NCBI's taxonomy places the organism in Eukaryota, Viridiplantae, Streptophyta, Magnoliopsida, Fagales, Betulaceae. The record is from RefSeq and is a predicted model, not a curated record.